AUGCCCAGUGAAACUCUCUGGGAAAUCACAAAAGCCAAAGUGGAAAAACGUGGAAGUAGUGGAAGUGAAGGUGAUGGACUUGAAAUUGGAGAAAAAUCUGUUUUCUUCAUUGGAAGUAAAAAUGGGGGAAAGACUACUAUUAUUCUAAGGGGUCUUGACAGGGAUGAGCCACCAAAACCAACCUCAGCUUUGGAACAUACGUGCGGAAGAAGAACAGAAGGGCGUGAUAUACCAAAAGAUACCGCUCACUUUUGGGAACUAGGUGGAGGAACCGCUUUAUUGGACUUAAUCAGCAUACCAAUCAUGAGUGGUACCUUAUGGACAUUUUCUAUUGUUCUUGUUUGGGAUCUUUCCAAACCUAAUGACCUUUGGCCCACUACGGAAAUUCUGUUGCAAGCCACAAAAAGCCACGUAGAUAAAAUGAUAAUGAAACUGGGGAAGACAUAUUCUAAAGGAGAGUCUGAAAUGAGACCGAAGAUAUGGAGUAAUAUGCAGAAGGACCAUCCAGUGAGUUGCUGUUGGGAUUAUUCCUAG
Neomonachus schauinslandi (Hawaiian monk seal) is the source of this 534-nucleotide messenger RNA. Its product is annotated as cytoplasmic dynein 2 light intermediate chain 1-like. Gene Ontology annotation, biological process: intraciliary transport involved in cilium assembly; intraciliary retrograde transport. Gene Ontology annotation, cellular component: axoneme; cytoplasmic dynein complex; ciliary basal body. The transcript has a single exon. Bases 1 to 534 code for a protein of 177 amino acids. The record is from RefSeq and is a predicted model, not a curated record. NCBI's taxonomy places the organism in Eukaryota, Metazoa, Chordata, Mammalia, Carnivora, Phocidae. Gene Ontology annotation, molecular function: dynein heavy chain binding.